Cutaneotrichosporon oleaginosum is the source of this 1025-nucleotide messenger RNA. RefSeq lists its product as uncharacterized. Lineage: Eukaryota; Fungi; Basidiomycota; Tremellomycetes; Trichosporonales; Trichosporonaceae. The record is from RefSeq and is a predicted model, not a curated record.
AUGCGCGCCGCCCUCCUCGCCCUCCUCCCCCUCGUCGCCCUCGCCGAGCCUCUCGCCCCCCGCGGCGUCGUCGGCGCCCCGGCCACCGUGCACCCCCGCCAGAACUCGGGCGCCGAGCGCUGGGCCCACGCCCGCAAGCGCGGCGGCGAGUAUCAUGGCGGAGGCACCAAGAAGUGCCGCCCCCGCCCGAAGCCUGAGCAGCCGCCCGCGGAGGACCAGCAGCCACCUGCCGAGGACCAGCAGCCACCCGCGGAGGACCAGCAGCCUCAGCCAGAGCCCCAGCCCGAACCUCAGCCAGAGCCCCAGCCAGAGCCCCAGCCAGAGCCCCAACCAGAGCCCCAGCCAGAGCCCCAGCCAGAGCCCCAGCCAGAGCCCCAGCCGGAACCCCAGCCAGAGCCUCAGCCAGAGCCCCAGCCGGAGCAGCCGCCCGCCGAGCAGGGCGGCGGCGGCGCGACGUACAACUCGAUCCGUACGACGUGGUACCACCCGAUCGCGAGCUCGCAGCCAGGCGCGUGCGGGCAGUACCACGACGACAACUCGUGGGUCGUGGCUGUGCGGCAGGACUUCUUCAACAACUACCCCGGCGCCGUGUGGGGCAACUCGUACGCCAACCCCAUCUGCGGCAAGCGCGUCCGUCUCGAGUACGAGGGGCGCGUGGUCGAGGCCACCGUCGCUGACUCGUGCGGCUCCGGGUGCCAGAACUACGAGGACCUCGACCUCACCCCCGUCGUGUUCAAGGCGCUGUACCGCGAGGGCAACCCCAACACGGGCGAGCUGUUCAACGUCAAGUGGACCAUCUUGGACUAGAGUGGUGAUGCCACAAGCGUCAAUCUUCAUGCUUCUUUGCCACAUGCCACCACGCCCUUUGACCCAAUGCCGAUUCCAUCGGCCACGAUUUCGCCACGCCCUGUUUCCAUCGCCCUUUUGUAGCCACAGCACCUCCUGGUAGGUACGUCUUGGUCUUCAUGAACAUUACUAUUUGUCUUGGUGAAGUGACGUGACGUGUGAGCAGUCGUUAGUACGUA